AUGGACCGAAACGUGAAGGCACUGGCUUCGUUUUUGUUGCUCUUGUACUUCUUAUCGGUGAUGUGGCUCCUACCUUCGAGGUCAUUUGCCGGCGGGUUCCAAAUUGGUCAUUCAUGGGACAUAUUGAUCUCCCCGUUCCUAAUUAGGAUGUUGGUAUCCAGCUUCCGUGGCCGAAGAAGGAGUACGGGCCUACUACACAAGCGGAUGCAAUCAGCUUUGAUGGUUUUGGAGACACUGGCUUCCUUGUAUGUGGUCUCGGUCGUGUUAUCGAAUCUGUGUGUCUACCUUUGGGAGAAGUACACCGGCGAGAUUGAGCUUGAUCCUGACAUGGAGGUAGAGAAGUUGGCAUUGGCGCUCGUGGUUUGGGUGGUUGUAUCCGCCUUACACAUCCGAAUCAGGAGAAGGAACUCUGGCCUGGCCAAGCUGAUGCAGUCAGCUGUGAUCGUUUUUGCCUAUACCUUCAUUUUAUGGGAAGUUGACAUGGAAAUAGUGGCUCUCGCUUACAUUAUCUGGCUUGCAAUAUCGGUGCUUGGUCUCCCCCUUUGGAUAGAGGUUACCGGUGGGACUGAGCAUCUGCGAGAGUGGGGCAUGGGCCUGUUUGGGCAUUUUGCACUUCUUGAUCCGAGUAUCUUCACUUAUGCGAGGGUUACUGCGGUUUGGAUUAUUCUCUAUGCCUUUUACAGCGAAUGCGAAAGGCUGGUGUGGGACGGCAUGGAUACAGCACCCAAGGAGGUAGCAUCCUCCUUGUCGAUUUCUGCCUUGGCUAAGAAAGAGUUCCGUGUUUUCUUGAGUGUCAACAGAGGACCAGAUGUCCGUGAUGAGUUUAUAGACUUCCUAAUGGUUCACCUGACGAGAUCCGGGAUCUCCGUCUUUGGAUUAGGCAAAGAACUGCCUGAGGGGGAAGAGCUGGUUGAAGUGAUCAAGCGAUCAAACAUAUCCAUUCCCAUCAUAUCCAAAGGCUACGCUUCCUCUGAAAGUUGCCUCAUUGAGUUGGGUCUACUGUUGGAGUGCAGAAGAACAAACGGCCAAACGAUCAUUCCCAUUUUUUACGACGUCGAUCCAUCGGAUGUGCGAUAUGUCACGGGUUCUUUUGAGUUGUCCUUGAAGAUGCACCAGAUGAAGGGAACAGAUGGCCAGACAAUCCGUGCAUGGGGAAGGGCUCUUCGUGAGGUUGGGGGUUUAAAGAGAUUUUACUCUGCAGACAACAAUUCUUGGUCUAAUUACAAGCUUUUAAAGCAAUUCCUCUUAGAUAUGCUGCAAAUGUUCAGUAAGUGGGACGUCGAGGAAAAUUUGGUCGGAAUUCAGGAUCGAGUACAAGAGGUCAUGACAAAGCUUGGUGUUAACUAUAGAGAUGGACAAUCAGUUGGGUUACGUGGCGGGGAUGUCCGAGUAGUUGGAAUCUAUGGCACUGGUGGGGUUGGCAAGACAACCCUUGCAAAGGUUAUUUAUAAAGACAUCGCUUCUCUCUUCGAUGGCUGUAGUUAUCUCGAGGACGUUCAAGAAAGGUUUGCACAAUAUGAAGGACUCAAAUCUUUGCAAAAUCAGUUAAUUUCCGAUCUGCUAAAGCGAAGCUGCCCAAAGUUUACUUAUGAAGAAGGUGAGCACAUCAUCAGACAUAGAUUUCAUAGCAUGAGAGUUCUUAUUAUCCUUGAUGAUGUCAAUCACCAUUCCGAACUCAAACCAUUCAUUGGGAAGCUCAGUUGGUUUGGUCCAAGAAGUAGGAUCAUUGUGACUACGCGAGAUUAUGGUCUUAUCAAUGUCCCUGAAGUGGCAGAAAGAUAUGAAGUUGAACCUCUGAAACCUGAUCAAGCUCUUUUUCUCUUUCGGAGGCAUGCUUCUGAUGUCCUGCCUUUCCCAGAGGGCUAUGAUUCUCUGUUCGAUGAAAUUAUUUCUGUAACUCGACGAAUUCCUUUAGCAAUUGAGGUUCUAGCUUGUCUUUUAUGCAGAACGCCCACAACACUAUGGCAACAUACCUUGAAGAUAAUGAGUAACCAUGUUGAUCCAGUCGAAGGCGUGUUGAUGGCAAGCUUUGACUUUCUUAAUUAUGCGACCAGAGAGAUAUUAUUGGAUAUAGCAUGUUUCUUUGUGGGAGAGGAUAUUGCCAACCCCUUUUCCAUGUGGUGUGCUUGCGGCUAUGAUCCUCUUAGUGGAAUCAAAGUUUUGCUCGACAUGUCCUUGGUGCAAAUUGGAGAAAAUAACAAACUAUGGAUGCAUGAUCAGCUGAGAAAUCUUUGUCAGCAAAUGGUCAAGACUGAAGAUCCCGAAAGGCCUGAAAGGCGCAGUAGGCUAUGGAAACAUGAGGAUGCAGUUUCGGUGUUGAAGGAAAGGAAGGGAACUGAAAGGGUUCAAGCCCUCAAUCUCAAGUUUGAUGGUAGGCGCAAUGAUGGCUCUCCAUCUGAAGAAUUUGAGCUUCUGCCAGGCCUGAGGUUGCUCAAAUUGGGUAAAACCAGAAUCACAGGAGACUGCAAGAAUUCCCCAUCGAAUUUAAGGUGGCUUGAUUGGCAAGGAUGCCCUGAGAUCUUUGGAGAUUGUGAUCUGCAUCUAAAAGAGUUGGUCAUUCUUGAUUUAUCAUGGAGUAAGGUUGCGCAUGACUGGAAAGGAUGGAAUCAAAUCAAGAUGCCACAGUUGAAAAUUCUAAAUCUUACAGGAUGUACUGGCCUAUUGAUGACUCCUGAUCUCUCUGGCUUCGAGAAGUUGGAGAUACUAAUUCUCGAGCAUUGUUCUCGGUUGGUGAAGAUUGAUGCUUCAAUUGCUCAUCUAAAGUGCUUAGUCACCUUAAAUUUGAAGUUCUGCGGUGAACUCUGCAUGUUGCCAAAAGAACUUAACGAUAUGAAAGAAAUGAAGGAGCUUCUAAUAGAUGGAACUUCUAUAAAGGAAAUUCCCAGCACCCUGGCCAUUAUGAAGAAACUUAAAAGUCUCAGUGCAUCCAAUUGCUUCUCUCUGAAUAGCCUGCCCGAGUCCAUCGGUCUGCUGAAAGAUCUUUCAGUGCUCUUGCUGGAUAGUGCGAAAAUUGUUGAACUUCCCGACUCGAUUGGAGAGCUGGUGCAACUGAAGCAAUUAUCUUUGAGAAACUGCCGUUGUCUAGGGGAGCUUCCAGACUCGAUUGGUGAAUUGGGAAGCACUUUGAUCGAGCUGGAUGUGUCAGGGACAGGUAUUUCCAAAUUGCCAGGUUCAAUCAGGAACCUGCGGAGCUUAAAACUACUGAAAAUGGACUCAUGUUUCAUUAGAGAAUUCCCUCGUGAUAUUGGAAGGCUAACCAACCUCGAAGAGAUCCGUGCCUGGCGGUGUAGGAGCUUGGAAGGUGACAUUCCGAGUGAUAUCGCGGAAUUGAAAUCUCUGAGGAUCUUGGUUCUAGGAUAUACUCGUAUUUCCAGCUUGCCAUCAGGCAUCCAGUCGCUUUGCUGUCUUCAGACCCUUGAUUUACUCCACUGCGACAGGAUUGAAGUAUUGCCAAUACUCCCCUCUAGCCUCACUCGCUUGCGUGUGAUUUCUAGGAACAUGAAGGUCGUGCCAUUCAUCGAUCACUUGACAAAAAUGGAAGAGUUGUGCCUUGGUGAUGAAGAUCCCGAGGAACUAGAACUACCCUCAGCGCAGAGGAUGAUGAAUUCCAUCCUGACCAGGGAGGCGGUUACCUCCCUUCUUUGGCCCAAAAGGUUUCCAAGGCUGAAGGUGUUGGAAUUGUCUCAUUCACGGAUCACUGACAUUCGCUUAAGGGACGAAUGUCUUCCUCAGAUCACGAAACUUGUUGUGUCGGGCGCAAACCUCAGGAGAGUACCGCAACUUCCGUCCACAUUGUCAUUCCUGUCAGUUCGAGGCUGUUUGUCAUUGAAAAGAUUGCCGACCAUUCAAUGUUUGAAAAGUUUGACCGAAUUGCGGCUCUCACACUCUGCCAUAAGAGAGGUUGAAGGGCUUGGAGAGCUAGAAGCGCUGGAGAUCAUAGAUAUAUCUCACUGCGAAAUACGGAGUCUUGACGGGCUCGACCAGUUAACUUCCUUGAUAAGUUUGAUGCUGUCGGACUGUGAUCAUCUCCAAAAGUUGCCCAACAUAUCAAACCUGAAGCGGUUGAAAGUUUUAGAAAUCCGCCGAUGCAGGGAGAUAAAAAAUAUACAAGGUCUUCAAGUAAUAAGAUCGACUUUAGAGAAGCUGCAUGUAGGUUAACGCGAGGAUGAAAACUCGCCGGAG
Molecule: messenger RNA, 4182 nt
Organism: Syzygium oleosum
Lineage: Eukaryota; Viridiplantae; Streptophyta; Magnoliopsida; Myrtales; Myrtaceae
Product: disease resistance protein RPV1-like
Exons: 5
Coding region: 1-4158 (1385 amino acids)
Biological process (GO): defense response; signal transduction
Molecular function (GO): ADP binding; protein binding
Source: RefSeq, a predicted model, not a curated record